UCAACGUCACGUGGCCUCUUCCCCGCUUCGAUUGUUCGUUCCCCCUCCUUGCAUACAAAGUGAGAGCCAAGAGAAAGGCGAGCGAGCGAGUGACUUCUAGUGUCUGUGUGUGCUGGUGUUGGAGAGAGGAGAGAGAGAGACAAAGGCGGACGUGCGAGCAUGGAAACACUCUGCUUUGCGCAGCGUGUGAUGAUAGCCGUCCAGCUGCUGCUCCUCCUGUCCGCAACUCUGGGUGCCCAGAGUGUUACAUCGAAGAUCGACCACGACAGUGAAGCGUCCGGUGGGAGCGGAGGAGACGCGAAGCUGCGCUGCGUCUACAAGGGAAGCAAGACCGCCAGACAGAUAAUAUGGGAAAAGGAAACAAAUCAAGAGCGUGUGUACAUAGCAAGUCGCCAUGAUGAUAAAAGUCACGUGUCUGAUGUUACGUUACAAGAGCGCCUGACUUUCCUUGGCCAAGGAAACAACGAUGCCACCAUCUUAAUCCGCGCGCUGCGUGUCUCGGACAGCGGAACCUACAUCUGCAAAUUCAUGACAAUGACAGGGCUUUUGGAGGCGAAGAUCAACCUCAUCGUGGUCGUGACGCCAGAGGUGACGUUGGCGUUGGGCCCGGCUCCCUUGGUGUCCGGUGGCGGCGCGUCUCAGCUGGCGGCGACCUGCGUAGCGGCCAACGGGAACCCCGCGGCGAGUGUAGCCUGGACCCUGAAGAACGUCUCGGGGAGCCACUUUCACUUUGACGCCAUGAAGGUUGACGCGGGCACCAUCAUCGAUCACAAAAAUGGCACCAUCAGCGUGACGCGGGAGCUGCGGUUGGAGCCGACGAAGGAGAUGCACAAAGCGUCGCUCGCGUGCGUCGUGACGCAGCCUGGGAACAGAAAUCCCAUAGAGAAGAUCGUCGCUCUCGACGUGCACUACAAGCCGGAGGUGACGGUCAGUGGAGUCACUGGCCCCAUGCAAGAGGGAAGCACCAAGGUCACUCUCAGCUGUCGUGCCGACGCCAAUCCCAGCGCCAAGUACUCGUGGAUGAGGAAUGGUACGCAUAUGAAUGGCUCUGACCACAGCACGCUGACUCUAGAUCGUGCUGUGAGUAACUCCGGGAUGUACCGGUGCAUUGCUGUGAACUACAUGGGCUCGGACGCUGGCGAGAUCGAAGUCAACAUCACCUAUGCGCCCGCUCAGCCCACCACCGUGCCAACCACCACGCCACUAUCAGGCACAGGUCUGAGAGUAAGCGAUGGACCAGGAUCUCUCGUUUGGAUAGGGGCCGGACUUGGACUGCUGAUCAUCGUCAUGGGCAUCGCCGUCGGGGUCUGUGUCAUCAUGAAGAAGAGGAUGAAGAAGAGCGCGAAUGGGCUGGGCGACGUCCACUUAUCGCGAAACACGGAGAACAAGCCGCUGGCAGCGGCAUCGCUUAGCGCUCACUGUUAUGACGUCGUGACGCCCGCGGCCUCUUGCUCCAAGAAGCUGAUCGUGGAGACGGAAAUCACUUACGCAGAGUUGGACCGUGCAGCACUGCAUCGCGGUCAGAGAUCGGCCCAGCAUCAGCCUCAAGUCCAGCAGGACAGCACCAUCUAUGCUCAUAUCGUGCACGGACGCUGAGCAAGCGCGCGUGCGCGCGCGUGUGUGCGCGCGUGUGUGCGUGCUCUCACGGGACAGCACUUGUCUCAGUCGCCCGCGUAGGCUGCAUGGGGGAGAUGUGUCUGUGUAUGUGAGUGUGUUUGUGUGCAGGAUGGAAACACUUGUCCCAACAUCUCGUGUAGGCUAGAAUUGGGGGGAGGGUCUUUGUAUGUACAGUAGACUCUCGAUUAUCCGCGCUAAUGACGGGGGAGGAUGGCCACGGGAAUUCCAAAUCGCGGAUAAUCCAAAAAUAUAACCAUUUUUCGCGGAUCUCAAUGCCAAAAACCACUAAUAUAGGGAUAUAAAUUAUGUUUAAGCUAAUAAAAUGCCUUCUUUGGUUCUUUCGGUAAAGUCACGUAGAAUGAGAAUAAAAUAAUACAUUGAUAAAAUAAAAUAACGCAAUAAAAUUCUCACGAAAGCUUUAAAUCGAAAUCUAAUCAAAUGUAUUUUUUUUUAAUGAACAAAACAAAAAUUUGUAGUAAAGAAUCGACCGAUCGAUGCACGUGCUCAAGUGAAAACACUUUCCUGCUCCCGCAAAGCAGAAGACUCGGCCCACUGAGUGGACAGCAGAGCCACAGCCAAUCAACAUCAAUCAAACCCUGCCCGCUGUUGUAGACAUAUGCAACUACUGUACUGUAGAGGCGAUCGCGUGGAUUUCGGGUUAACCGGCGCGCCUACAGGUGACCCCCGACUUACGACGGCUCGACUUACGACCCCGCCCCCCACCCAGCCUUUCUUAUAGUCAGUAAGACCCCCACAGUAACGAACAAAACUCGUAUCUACGCCCGCCUAACGACUGCGAUGACGCCGAGUCGAUUGGCAAGGAGUCUGUGCAUGUUAUGCAUGUUAGGCGUGGACUCCUAGUGUAGUGUAUAGUAGUGUAUAGCGCACAUGUCAUGCGCAGACUCGUCGCCUGAUGGUGCUGCUUUGCUCUUCCGCCGUAUGUGUAUGCAUUGUAUAGCCCGUCAGUAUGCAGCUGCCCCUAGAGCAGGGGUGGGGAAGCUUUUUUCUGCCAAGGGCCAUUUGGAUAUUUAUAACAUCAAUCGCAGGCAACACAAAAUUAUCAACUUCAAAAUUAUCCAGUUAUAUUUGGUCAAACCUUUAA
Petromyzon marinus (sea lamprey) is the source of this 2719-nucleotide messenger RNA. RefSeq names its product nectin-1. Gene Ontology annotation, biological process: homophilic cell-cell adhesion; heterophilic cell-cell adhesion. Gene Ontology annotation, cellular component: adherens junction. Lineage: Eukaryota; Metazoa; Chordata; Hyperoartia; Petromyzontiformes; Petromyzontidae. The record is from RefSeq and is a predicted model, not a curated record.